Molecule: messenger RNA, 804 nt
Organism: Podarcis muralis (Common wall lizard)
Lineage: Eukaryota; Metazoa; Chordata; Lepidosauria; Squamata; Lacertidae
Source: RefSeq, a predicted model, not a curated record
AUGGAACUGAAUUUGGCUGAGAGAACAUCAAAAAACUUUGAUGACGAUUGUCUGUCUCUCAACAGAACAACAGAACUUACUGAAAAUCCACUUGUGAUGGAAGUCCUUGAGGUGAAAAAUGUAGACCUAAACUGUGCUCAGAACUGCAGCAACCACCACACACAGUUUUUUAGUUCUAAUAAACUAAUUGUGAGAAGAGGCCAGCUGUUUGGGUUCUAUGUGCAUUUCCAAAACCGGGAAUGGGAUGAUGACAAGGACAAGAUCACAUUCACGGUGGCAACAGGUCCGAAACCCUGCGAAUCUCUCGGAACAAAGAGCAUCUUUCCUUUAGGGCAAUCUCCAAAUCAAAGCCACUGGAAUGCUUGCUACAAACUCCAUAAUGAACAAAGCCUCUAUGUCAGUCUGUUCCCUCCCGCCAGUGCCUGUAUUGGCUGCUACACUCUGAAUAUGUGUCUAGUGUCAUGUGAACACUCAAGCACCCAACAUCUGGGAGACUUUUAUGUUCUCUUCAACCCUUGGUGUUCUGAUGACCCUGUGUAUUUAGACAAUCAAGCUCACAGAGAAGAGUAUGUCCUGAAUGAGCAUGGGAUUGUAUUCCAGGGGCUUCCCAAACACGUAACUUCUCAUCCAUGGUAUUUUGGACAGUUCCAAGAUGGCAUUCUGGAUAUCUGUCUGAAAAUUCUGGACACAAGUACAAACUUCCUUCGUGAUCCUGGCAUGGAUUAUUCCUGUCGCAAUGAUCCCGUGUACAUCAGCAGGGUGUUGAACAGUAUGGUAAAGUUUGAGUACAGGACGUUUAAUUGA